GUUAGCUCUUCACUCCACAUUGACAGAGAGCCAUCACAAUGACUGGCCACUUCUCUACACUGGCCCUGCUGCUCAUCUUCCUCCAGCCUUCCUUGCAGUUCUGGCUCUUCAAUGUCCUCUUCCCUCCCAGCCCCGACCCCGUGGGCCCCAAGGAGAACAACACAGUCCCCCUCAUUCUGGUGCCUGGCAAUCUGGGGAACCAGCUAGAGGCGAGGAUUGACAAGACUGAUCUGGUGCACUGGCUCUGCUACAGCAAGACCGAGGAUUUCUUCACCAUCUGGAUCGACCUCAACAUGUUUAUGCCUAUAGGGAUUGACUGCUGGAUCGAUAACAUCAGAAUAGUAUACAACAGAACAACUCACAAAACAUCCAAUGCACCAGGGGUGGAAAUCCGAGUUCCAGGAUUUGGGAAAACAUACACUGUGGAAUUUCUGGACACCCAUACAUUAACAGGGUAUCUCCACACAAUGGUGGAGCAUUUGGUAAACGCAGGCUACGUCCGUAAUGAAACGAUUCGAGCAGCUCCCUAUGACUGGAGAAUUGCUCCCAACGAACAGGAAGAGUACUUUGGGAAGCUGAAAGCCCUGGUGGAAGAGAUGUACAAGGAGUAUGAGAGACCUAUUUACCUGCUUGGACACAGCAUGGGCAGCAAUUACAUCCUGUACUUCCUGAACCGGCAGUCUCAGGACUGGAAGGAUCUCUACAUCAAGGGCUUCAUCUCACUGGGGGCUCCCUGGGGUGGGGUCGUCAAACCGCUCAGGGUCCUCGCUUCUGGUGAAAACGACGGAAUCCCGCUUGUAUCCAACAUCAAAAUCCGAGAGGAGCAGCGAAUGACCACCACCAACCCCUGGAUGAUCCCCAGUGACCUGGCCUGGCCGACUGACCACGUCUACAUCUCCACACCCACCUACAACUACACCUACCAGGACUACCAGCGCUUCUUCAACGACAUCCACUUCGAGGACGGCUGGUACAUGUGGAAUGCUACCAAGGACCUCCUCGCAGGGCUGCCCACUCCCGGUGUGGCAGUGUACUGCAUGUACGGCACAGGGCUGCCUACUCCCGUCACCUACAUCUAUGAUGAUAACUUCCCGAACGCGGACCCUGUGGACAUCCUGUACGAUGACGGGGAUGACACUGUUGGCUCCCGCAGCAUGGAGCUGUGCAAGCUCUGGGUGGGAAAGCAGAAGGAGCCAGUCCACAUCAUCGAGCUGAAUGGUACGGCUCAUCUGGACAUUGUCUUUUCCAACAUCAGCCUCACAUACAUCCAGGAGAUACUGCAAGGGAACUACGAAGGACCUUAAUAAACAAACCACCCUGCCCCCAGAACUAAAUACCUCCACUGUUUAAAUAAUUAGUAUUGGGGCUAAUAACAUGUAACAGGGUCAAUAACAAUAAAAUCACUUGUCAAAGCAUUUGUCCUAAUAUAAGUUUUACAGCGUUUUUGAAGUUAUUGGCAUGGCAAGGUCUGUUCAAGACGAAUAUAUUGGUAAAAUAAAAAAAUGCUUAAAAAAAUGAAUAUAUUAAAUGACAUAAUUAGUAAUUGGUGUCAUUUAAUUAUUUACUAAUGUUUUAAUAUAUUACUUUUGAGUGUUUAAUAGCUAUGGUAGUAAUCUAAAUAAAAAGUAUAAAUCGUAAUCUGUACUUCUUGUGUAAGGGUUUGACUGGGUUGUUGACAAAAUGUGAGUGGGUUCCACAAGCUUUAUUCAGGAAAGCACAGGGUGUUUGCAAUCACUUUCAAUGGUUCUUUCUCCUCUUGACCAAUACUGAGCUAUUAACAUUUUUGUUGUCAAGCACAAAACCAGGUAUUGACAGAUUUAGAGAACAAUAACAAUAUCUUAAUAACCACUUCUAAUGAUUGCAAAUGGCACACAAUAGUUAGGGAAUGUAAGAAAGCAAUUCAACUAACAUUUAAAGUUGCCAUAAUUCACACAUAAUCCUGGGGAUAGCGACUGUGCUGUGAUCGUGGGGUGAGUGACAAUCAAUAAAGAAGCUU
Molecule: messenger RNA, 1996 nt
Organism: Polyodon spathula (Mississippi paddlefish)
Lineage: Eukaryota; Metazoa; Chordata; Actinopteri; Acipenseriformes; Polyodontidae
Gene: lcat
Product: lecithin-cholesterol acyltransferase
Exons: 6
Coding region: 39-1304 (421 amino acids)
Biological process (GO): lipid metabolic process
Molecular function (GO): phosphatidylcholine-sterol O-acyltransferase activity
Source: RefSeq, a predicted model, not a curated record